Molecule: messenger RNA, 222 nt
Organism: Penicillium malachiteum
Lineage: Eukaryota; Fungi; Ascomycota; Eurotiomycetes; Eurotiales; Aspergillaceae
Exons: 1
Coding region: 1-222 (73 amino acids)
Source: RefSeq, a predicted model, not a curated record
AUGAUAACGCAGGUUACAUCCUGUGGGGAGGUCGCCACAGGUGUUAUCAGUGAUGCGAGUUUCGCCCCUCCUCAUCUCCUCAUCAGAUGCACAGGAGCAAAGUGGGCCGUGCUCCGGAAUGACCAGGGUAUACCCCGGUCUAUCGGCACUACUGUUCCUGGCAUGCUGCGCAUUGGUAUUGUGGCGCUUUUCGUCACAUUUGUUUACAAUUUCAUGCUGUAA